AUGGGAAAUGCUGUCACGAAGCUCCGGUAUAGCUUGACCCGGAUGUGCUACAAAAUCAACGGCUCACCGGAGGUGAAAAUGCUCAUGGUGGGGCUGGAAUCUGCAGGAAAGAGCACUGUUUUGCAGAAGCUGCAGCUGGGGAAGGUGGCGACGAGCACGCCAUUUGAAGGCUUUCAGGUGGAAUCCUUGCAGUACAAGAACACCUCCAUCACUGUGUUGGACCUGGGAGGCGAGGGGCAGGAGAAGCUUCGCCCAAAGUGGCGGCAAUACUUUAAAGGCACCACGCGGCUGAUCUUUGUGGUGGAUAGCACUGACCGUGAUCGCCUAGAAGAGGCCAGGGAAGAACUCCAUUUGAUGCUGAAUGAGGAGGAGAUGAGCAAUGCGGUGCUGCUGCUUUGGGCCAACAAACAGGACCUUCCGAACGCUAUGAGCAAGAACGAACUUAUCGACGCCUUGGGCCUCAACACUCUGCGCCGCAGGCAGUGGUUCAUUCAGACCUCCUGCGCCCUAUCAGGAGAUGGCUUGUACGAAGGGAUGGACUGGCUGACCACCCGAAAAGUGGCGCGUGGAGUGGCGCAGCACGAGAUGUUUGUUUGUACCAACUUUGUCUUUUCUAGCCAUGCAGCCACGCACCUUUGUGCCAAGACGCGGCAGUCGCCACAAGAGCGGCUCUGUUCCUCCCACGACCCCGCUGUGGUCGUGGCAGAUGACGUAAUGCUGUUCCGGGGGCCUGCAGAAGGCGGAUUUCCAUUCCUCCCACAAGAGGACCAGGUGCCCAUGAAAGUCUUGGUGACGGGUCGUGCGGUGAAACGCCCAUGGCUGCAGAAGGGAGAGCUCUUUUUGAACCAAGAUGAUUUCUUGGCUUUCUCCCAUCGCUUGAACCUCAUGACCUACCAAGCUUUGGAAGACUUUGGCCCCGCGGGCUGUUUCGCCGCGGAUCCGGCACCGCCGCCGGUGCUGGUGUUGAGCGCUUGCGGCCUGGCGGAUCCCGAACAUCGGCAGCCCAGGGGCGGCAUUGCCCAGGCCUUGAAGACCUGGAGGACCAUGUGGUCUGGCUAUUUCCAGGCCGUUGUCAUCGCCUGUGGUGAUCGGGAGACUGCCGCCAUCAUUGACCGCGUGGUGAACACCGAAGCUGGGAACGGCAACGGCGGGCGAAGCGGAAAGCUGCUGAUAGGUUCUGGCGAAAAUGACGACAUGUUUCAACAGCACCAGGCCCCGGGACCAAUUCCGCCACCUAGCUUGCCUUUGGAUUUCAGCUGCCCGGUUUGCCCUGAUUGCUGCCUUUGGAUUGAACGGCAAGCUCUACAGGGUCCUUGGAUGAGUGGCACCCGAGCUGGCAUUCUAGCCGAGCUCGUUGCCAUCCGUGAGGACUUGGUGGGUUUGGCUGACCGACUGGACAGGCUUCAGGCCCAGGUGGAAGGUCUUGGUGUUGAGGAUUUUGAGUUGGUAGACGGGGGCUCCGUCCGUGGUUUGCCUGCUGGAGUUGCCGCCAAAGCUGCUCCAGCUCCUCUGACCUCGGAUCGUGAAAGGACCUCUGCUGCUGAGCAGACAGGGCGCUUCUUUGUGCGCUGCUUGGCCAAUCUUCCUGGUGGUGAUAGCGGCAGAAGCCGUGUGAAACUCCAGAACCGGCUCUACGUGGUGGUGCGAUCCAUUCGCGGACAGGUUUUCAAUCCUGUUCGUGUGCUCAGCCGUUUCUCUGAGGCCAGGGAGUUGGUCACUGAGACUGGUGUGGGUAGCAAUUUUGGUGAUUCAAUCUUUGCUGGAUUUGCAUCGCAGUGGGAAGCUAAGAUUGCUGUUCAAGAGGUUGCCCUAGUUGCCUUUGACGAUCAGAAAGGUUUUCUAGUUGCUUUGCCUGCAUCGGCUUGGGACAAAAGAGUUGACAAAAGAAAGCUCAAGCCAGGCACCAUCAACAAGGUGCUCAAAGUUGCCGUUGGUGGAAGCACAGAAGAGGACCGUCUGCAGGCUGCUGAGGGCAAAACUAUAAACAGCUGGAUUGGCUGGCUUUCGGAGGCAUUUGUUCCUUCGAUCAGUUUUGGUGAAGAAGUGGCUACCUCUGGGUUUGUAGACAGGGACUCAGGGGAUCCAUGCUUUCCUUUUGCGGAAGCCUUGGUGGAAGCAGCGAAAGACAAGUUUCAAGUUCGCCACCCUGGCGAGGAAGAAGUUCCUCCCGAUCGUUUGACUGCUCUGGAGAACCAGUUUGGUCAACUUCGGGGAAGCCUAGAAGAGUUGUUAAAGUUUCACCGAGCCGGAGGAGGAGGAGGAUCUGGCUAUGUCACUGCAGAAGAAGUUCCAGGCGGCUUAUCCAAGAGUCCUCCAAAAACUGCAGGCAAAGUCAAGGCGAAGGCCAAAGUGAAAGGCCCUCCAGUUGGCCCCCCUCCGGGUCUGGGAGCAGUUCACGAUUUUCCAGGUCUCGAUCCAGGGACCGUUGCUGCAGCCCUGCAAGCUGGUGUUCCUCGGUCUCAGCUGGAAACAAUCAGUCGAGUAACUCUCGGCCGACCGGCCAAGCUGGGCGAUUUCCCUGCCGAGGAGGAGGCUGCAGAUGGCGAUGGAUCAGUCAUGGAAGUCGAGCAAGAGCAAGAAGACAUGCCUGCGGAUCCGAUGGCCAGAGCAUUGGUUCAGUUGACGACCAUAGUGGGCCACCUUUCGAAGAAAGCCAAGUUGGACCCCUUGGAGGAUGCCUUAGAAGGCCUCUCAGGAUCUGGGUCUGUGGAGCAGCCAAGCGGUUUAGCCAGGAAGCAUGCCGCUUUGAUUGCAGCCUUGAAAAAGACCUUCAAAGAAAAUCCAAAACGAAUCUGGGAGAUCAUCGAGUCCAACAUGGCCGACGAAUUCGAUCUCAGAGUGUCCCAACCCAAUGUACCGGGACUCUCCUUCACUGCGAGAGGCUGGGCCGAGCAUCGGUCACGCAUUAUGGGUUAUGCUCGGAGUGUGAGGGCAACAUGGACUCUCAGUGGAGUGCUCGAUGCACUCCGGAAUGGAUGUGUCGACGAAGCCCGAGCAAGGUGCUGCUUAGGACUAGCACAGCUGGAGCAGGAGAGUUUGGAUCAUGGAAGCUUCCUUCUAGCUCAAGAAUUCUCAUUGGAGCCGCCAGCUCCCUUGUCGUCUUUCCAAGCUCACGCCUUGCCCGAUGUCACCGAAAUGCCACACACGAGACUUAUGGACUCUCGUUGGGUGGAUGCAUUCGCCCAUCGACUGAAAGAGGUGGACAAUUACGUGGAGAUGCGCAAGAAGUUGGGGCAGAAGUCAAAAGCAGCUCCAGCUAUCCCAUCUCAUCCACCGAAAACGGGUGGCAAAGCGAAGGGCAAAGGCACGUCCGGCCAUGCACUUGCGGACUCACGAGUGGAUGAAGGUGACCCUUUGCCGGGCUCUUCUACCUCACAGCCUCUGGCUCUAUUCGGUCGGGGGAAGCCGGAAUCCGCUCAGAGCUCCGCCCAGCAUGGUGCCGUUGACAAGCCCGGCAGCGUAUGUCCGCUUUCGAGCGAUGAGGGCAUUUUGCCCGAGGUGCAGUUGGGUGAUGACUCUUCAGCCAGGGUUCCAAAGCAUAUCCCUGGUGCUGGGGCGUCCUCCAUCAGAAUUUGGGCAUCUUGGAGCAAUUGGCAUCAAGAUCUUUUUGCUUCUUCGACUCCUUUCAGUCGUUUUUACAAGGCACAGUGUUCAAGGUGGCUAGCAGCUAAUAGCCAAGCUGUGAGAGAAGAGGACCAAGUUUGGCCGAUGCCUCUGCCGUACAGACGUUUUGCUGGAAAGGGCAUUUGUGAUAGGGAAAGAGGCUUUCGCAGGCUUUUGAAUCUGCAAGUUUCUUAUCUCAAUUUCCUCCACUUGGGAGGUCGAAGCCCACCUUCUGGCAUUUGUGGCCCUAUGCCACUUAGUUCCAAGCAGAAGGAGGUAGUGGCCAGACUACGGCGCCUCUCUGAGGCAUGGAGUCUUCUUGAUGAACUUCAUGCGGCUGAUAUGGGCCGAACUGCAGCCAAGCAGGAGAAACAAGAACAAGUUCUCGGCUGCCUCACCAAGAUGUGCACUGCGGCUGUGGGUGACCUGAAAAAGUAUCGUCUGCAGCGCUCUUGUGUAACUCAAGGUCAUGAGAAGGAUGACUUAGGCAUCAUCAUUGACGACUUCGUCAUCAUGCAAAAGGUUUCGUGGGAUGCUCAGGAGCUCUACAUGGUUGAUGCUUCCAACUGGGGGGAUGCCGUUGCUGACGAACUUCCUGAAGGCGAAGUUGCCUAUGAAGAGCAUCCUGUUUGGGAGUCUGCUGCUCGUUGUUUGGAUUUCAGUCUUGUCUGGAAGCGUCGUGCAAAGUCUCAACGUCACAUCAACGUGGGUGAAAUGAGGGCGUAUUUGAAGGCUGAGGCGGUUGCUGGUCUAAGGGCGUGUGAUCAGCGCGUUCCUGUGGGUGGUGAUUCCCAAGUGGUCAUCGGUGCGGUGUGCAAAGGGCGUAGUGCUUCGGAGUGUCUUAAUGAAGAAUUGCGUCGCAGUCUUCCUCAGCUUUUGGGUAAUGGUAUUUACAGUACCCCUGGGUAUGUUCGUUCUGCUCACAAUCCUGCUGAUGACCCCACCCGUGGAAAGUCUUUGCGUUCUCCUUCUUGUUAUUUGCCCCAAUGGUGGAUUGAUGCUGAUUUGGGAGAUUUCUCUGGCAUUGACGAGUUUUUGUCCAGCUGCGAUUUGCUUCCUGAACAGUUGGCUGGCUAUGACAGUUUGGCAAAGCUCAAUUUGAAAGAGCCUGAUCUCCUUGACAAAUCCAUUUGCAGCUCAAGGCAUCGCAAGCAAAAGAUUUCUGUAAAAGAAAAGUUGAGAAGUCGAAAGGCUUCUGAAGUCAGCAACGAAGUUUCACCUUCAGAUGAACCCUAUCCCUGGUCUCAAGAAAUUUAUGACAUCUUUUUAUUUUUUGGCAAGGAGCAAUUCAUUUUUGGUUCAGAUGAGCGUUUCCCUCCUGUUCAACCUGGCUUCAUUGACCUGUAUUCUGGCAAGAAAGGAUUUGCUAGAGCAUGUUCUAAGCUAGGGGCAACAUGGAUUCUCACGGUAGACAUUUUGGAUGGUCCUCAGUGCGAUUUGCUGGAUGGAGCGACUCGCAUCCGUAUUGAAAAGCUUUUGAAGGUGGGAGCCUGUUUGUGUUUUUCUGCAGCUCCCAUUUGUGCUUCCUUUUCCACUGCCAUAACACCGGCGGUGCGGAGUCCUCUGGAGCCUCGAGGCAUACAGCCCAUCAGACCUGGCAUGGUGAAGAAGAUAGCCGAUGGGAACAGAUCGGUGAGGCUAAAAAUCCUGGACCGAGACAGCAGAAGCCUGCUACCCGUGAUCCGCGGAGGCUCGACCAAGUUGAAAUGGUCAGGUCCAAUGUUUCUACGCAUUUCCAAGCCCAAGCCUGGGCGACGCGGGAUGGGCCGCGUACAGCACGCAAAGAUUUCUCAAGAGUCCAUUGUUUCGUUUCUUGUCCUGCAAAACCAGCCCCUGAGCCCUUCAGCCAAGGAAUGGCACUGGAAACUGGAACUCAUGCAGCUCUCGUACAACCCAGUCUUUGCCAACAUCGCGCGGCGAAUGGCCACCAUUCGCGAGGCCCCGGUGAGCCACUCGGGGAGCCUGCGCCCGGACCAACCGCGCAAGAAUGGCCGUCGUAGCAGUGGUGCUGGGAUCAUGUUCCUCACCGAGGCGGGGAGUCGAUGGAGAUUUCAAGAUGAGUUUUGUUAUUUUUCUACAUGCACUACGGUUCAUGUUGAAAUAUGUACUAUUGGAAUUGAGUUUUUGUAUAGUUUUUAUGUACGAUUGGAUAUGUACUAUUGGUUUUUGAUUGAUUUUUUUGUGCGAUUGAUGAGAUUUGUCUUUGGAUUUUGGUUGGGUUCUGAUGGAUUUGUAACUCAGCAAAAACACAGGUGA
This is a messenger RNA of Cladocopium goreaui, 5859 nucleotides long. NCBI's taxonomy places the organism in Eukaryota, Dinophyceae, Suessiales, Symbiodiniaceae. The record is from the annotation of a GenBank genome assembly.